Molecule: messenger RNA, 147 nt
Organism: Scutellospora calospora
Lineage: Eukaryota; Fungi; Glomeromycota; Glomeromycetes; Diversisporales; Gigasporaceae
Source: the annotation of a GenBank genome assembly
AUGAGUAUAAAAAGUUAUAAAAAGAAGUCAAAUAAAUCUAAAUUAGAAAAUAGUAAUACAAAUUCAGAAUUAAAUGAUAAUGAAAAUAUAGCUACUAAACAGAAAGCAAGAUCUAAUAGCAAUAGUUCAGAAUCAAAGAACAAUAAA